AUGCACCCCGCAGCCCGGGAAGCCCGGACGUUUGUUGUUGGUGGUGGUGGUGGAGGAGGAGGACUAGUAGGGGACUCGCUGCCAAAUUCUUGGGGAAGUAUGCAUGGUAUUGAUUAUGGGCACGUGGACAUGUUUAGUUUUUUGUACAUGCGUAGAUUGUUUGUGUGCUUCUUCCCCAUCUAUACAACAGCAGCAGCAUGUGAAGAAGUCUCAGAUUUCGUAACACUAUUUCCCGUCUAUUUGUUUGCUUGCUCUUCUACUUGGGGGGCCUACUUACCUCGGCCUGUGCACAUGUCAUGGCCCUAUCCCCGAUCCCAAUCUCCAUCUCAAUCUACUGCUCAUGUGCAGUACCACGCCCUCCACGUUUCUCCGCCAGUAGAUCCCUUCGACACCGCCCAUCCUCAGACAACAUCUACUUUAUUUAACUUUUCGGAGCAGACUAUGCUUGUCUACGGCCUGCUAUAG
Aspergillus costaricaensis CBS 115574 is the source of this 465-nucleotide messenger RNA. RefSeq lists its product as uncharacterized. The transcript is spliced from 5 exons. Lineage: Eukaryota; Fungi; Ascomycota; Eurotiomycetes; Eurotiales; Aspergillaceae. The record is from RefSeq and is a predicted model, not a curated record. Bases 1 to 465 code for a protein of 154 amino acids.